GCGCCUUUUGGGCAACACCGCUGAUGACCUCGUUCCCAUAUUUAUAAAUAGCUAGUUACCAGUCCUGCACGUCCUCUUCUCCACACCUUUCGUUCACGGUCGGAAUGUUUCAUCGUUUGCCUGCAAAAAACAUGAUUUGCCGCUAAAGGGUUUCGACCGGACCUGCCCGGUAAGCGGAAGCUGGAAGUUGCUUGAUGAAGUACUAAGAUGGUACUUGUUUUCACCUGUUUUCACCAGUAACUUAAAUCUACCAAGAACAAUAUGGCCUCUGUUUUAUCUGGCACUGAAGGCAAAGACAACUUCAGCAGACUCUGUCGUUUGCUGGUCGAUGGCGGCACAAAAGCACUGCUCACUGUCUUCAACUCCAGCCAUCCUCCAAGCUCCCUUGAAGCAAGUCUAAAGAAGAACAAAGCUACCCUGAAGAAACUUUUAAAGAAGAAAGUCAUCAGACAAGAACAGUGGGAUCUGUUGUUUCCCCCUAGCGGUUCACAGCCUAAUGCUAAGAAAUACGACAUAACGCUUCUGUUUUGCCUUCUCCGCAACAUAUGUAAUCUCACACCACCAUUAACUACUUUAAGUUGGGAUGUUCUACCUCCUUCAACAGACACCACGAAGGAGGCAAACAUGUGCCGACUAAAGUGGUAUCGAAACAAAAUAUUCGCUCAUGUCAAGUCCACAGAAUUGAAGGAAGGGGAUUUCCUUCAAUGCUGGUCUGAAAUCUCAAAAGCUAUAGUCAAUCUAGGAGGGGUGACUGAGGGCGAAGUUGACGCCCUAAAGGAUGCCCCUCUUGGAGAGGAGUACAAAAACGUCCUGGAAGACUGGUAUUACCAUGACCUGGAGCUAGCCAAGGAGGUGUCUGAACUGAAGGCCACCACAGCUAAAGAAUUUUCCAAGCUGUCUGCCACAACAGAAAAGAUGUCAGGAGACAUACAGCACACAACUGAAGAAGUAUCAAAGCUGAAGGUCACUACAGAGAAGAUUGCAGGAGACAUACAGGACAUCAAGAGGUCUAUACAGGGACAAAGCUCAAGUGGACAUGUGGCCAACAUUAGCAAUGUGACCCUUAAGGACGGUGCCACAUCUGCUGUUGCGGACAAUGCCACUGUGUCAAACACUGUCUCAGCCUCAGUGGAGAAGCCACACACCAGACCUAAAGUUAUUGAAAACCUGAUCAAGUGUCUGCGUGAAAAGUACACAACUGGUGAGAAUGCAUUGAUAGAGCCGCUUGAUAACCUCCAUGGCAAUGACUUUGGUGGUAUUAGGUAUGACUUCCACCUCAACAAGAUGUUCUCGGAGCUGAAACUGGUCAAUAGAGACGAUGGCCUUGACGUGAAGAUGGAUGGCCUGUUUGUUGUUGAUGGGCAAUUGAAGGAAGCAUGCAGAGUACUAAUAGAGGGGGAAUCAGGUGCCGGCAAAACUACUUUGUGUCAAAAGCUUGCCUUUGACUGGGCUAAAGGAGAAUUGCCUACAUCUGAAUCUUUUCCAGAAGUUGAACUGCUGCUCUUUUUGAGAUGCAAAGAAAUGAAAGAUGGGGGAAUUGCCCAAGCAGUGCAGGAGCAACUCCUGUCAUCAGAAACCUCUGAUGAGGAGAGAGGGCAGGUGUUUGAUUACAUGAAGAAGAACCAGUCUAAGAUCCUAAUGAUCUUAGACGGCUACGAUGAACUUCCAUUAGAGGCGAGUAACGUAAAAGAAAGCUUAGGUAAAGUAAUAACUAGGAAAGAUUUUGCCAUGAGUAACGUUCUCGUUACAAUCAGGUCACAGGAAGCCAGACCAGAACAAAUUAGUCAAGGUUACAACUUAUACAAGCACUUUGUGGGAGGCAAUGUUCUACAUCUCGAGGGAUUGUGUGAUGUACAGGACUACAUAAGAAGGGUUUUUCCUCUAGAUCAAUUUUUUCCUCGAAUUAUCUUACAAGGGAUUUCCAAUUUUGAUUUAUCUAAUCCCCUAACAUUAGCUCUUUAUUGUCUUUGCUUUCAAGAACAUAGUCAGACUAAUGCAAAUGAAACUUUCGAAAAGGAAAUCAGUCUAAGGCAACUUUACGAUGAAGUAGUGUACUUACGGACAAGACGAUUUUGCGAAAAGGAAAAUAGGAGCUUAAACGAGGACGAGAUUCGAGCGCUACAUUUGGAACUCGGUAAAAUUGCUUUUGAUUCUCUGAAAAAUAAUGCCGUCACUUUCCAUUGCAAACCAUCAGAAGACCUGAUGAAAAUAGGUUUUCUUAGAAAGGAGAAGCCGUCAAUACGGUCUGUGUUUUUGUAUUCUUUUAACCACAAGUCUUUUCAGGACUAUUUCUGUGCUUUGUAUUUGGCCAGCAGACUUGCGCAAGGAAUCGUUGAUCCUGAACUCUUACGUAAUGAGACCUUUUUUUAUACUGCUACCAUGUACGAUCUCGCAGUUAUGGUUGGUGGCAAUGCGAGAAAAGCCAUAGAAGCACUCGCGCCGUUGGUACCAGAAAUGUCAUCGCUGGGGGUACCCACUUGUGAUUAUCAUGAGCAUUGGUUACCGUUCUCUCUGCUUUGUGAUUGUUUAGCAGAAUGCGAAGAUAUCGAAUGUCGUUGGCUACAAGAGGUAUGUCAGCGUUUGCCGUGCAGAGUUGCUGCUUAUGUCAGUCAUUCUAGCACUUUAAUUGGAUUGUCACAUUUGUUGUCACGCGAUUCGUCUGAAAUAUUGAGCCCGCAAACUGGCCGUAGCGCCAGUGGUGCGCCUCCCCUCAGUCACCUCACUAUUUUGAUUGACAAACAGGGCACCACAAUUCCUCAGCAGCUCGUCGAUGCGAUGGCUUCCUCCUCGUCUUUACUAACCCUGAACCUCACGAUUUCAAAGUCUUCUGAAAACAUCAAAAGCUCGAUAGACGACCUCCUGUCACGUAACUCAUCAAUCCGGUAUUUUGUUUUCUGUCCAAAUAAUAAAUACACGACAUGGGUUACAUUGGUCAAGUCUUUGAUAGACAAUUCUACCCUAUCGACAUUUCACAUUCAAUCUCCAAGUAUAGAUGACAACUGUGCCAUUGCAUUGGACGAGGUAUUAUCUGGCAAUACUACUCUUACCGAUAUUUACAUUGGGGGAGGAAUUUUGGGAGAUGCUGGCGUUCAGCAUAUUGCAGAAGCAUUGAAGUUCAAUACUACAAUACGAACACUCGCGAUAAAUCCUCGUCGCGUGACGCCUGAUGCCGGUCAGGCUUUGGGUGAAAUGUUGAGGCACAACAAUACUAUCACGAGACUGACAUCGAUUCAUGGUAAUAUUGGCGAUCUAGGUGCGCAACGUAUUUCUGAUGGCCUUGCUCUGAACACAAAAGUGACCGAACUUAUAUUAGUUGACGCAGGGAUUGGCCCCUCUGGCACUCAAGCAUUAGCGAAAGCCAUACAAAAUGUGACACUUUUAGAUAUGAGUAUUAACCCAAUAGGACUAGCAGGACUAAAUGCUAUUGCAAACAUACUUCAGGACAACAGUUGCAGGCUGAAGACUCUGAUACUUGAUGGCUGUGGUAUAAAUAUGUUCGGUGCAAGAUCGAUUUCUAAAGCGUUAUCGAAAAAUACUUCUCUCGAGAAACUAUCUUUAGCAUGUAACAACAUAGAUGACGAAGGUAUGUGUGCACUUGCGAAGUAUGUGACUAAGACUAAAUCUUUACAGUCUCUUGACAUCUCGUAUAAUCACAUCAGUGAUGUCGGUAAGAAGGCCAUUAUUGACGCUUGCUCAGAAAGUGAGUCACUGCAGCAUCUGUUUCACGAGAGUGAUCCCAUUCUAAACAGUUGCUCCAAGCCGCACUCGCUCUCUAUUUGGAUUCGUGAUGAACUUAUUUUUCAGAAAAUGAAGGAGAAAUUGGGAUUUCCUAUUCAUAACCCGUACAAAAGAUAUCACCGAGGUGUGGAAUGCAAAGUUGAGAAGUAUUUAGCAGUACAGUUACGUUGAAAAUAAGAUAAUUGUAAUAAACGCCGUUUCUAAGAUAGGGCGCGUGAUUAGAUUAACUAAUUUAGAGAUAAACAACUAGUCCUAUAUAGCUUAUGUUUUUUAGGCUCAUCAUUAUACUGAUGAACACAACGAGGCUUUCGUUAAUCCUAAGGUGUAGCUCUCAGUUUUGCGUGCGUUUUGAUACGCGACGUCAUAGCGUGACAUGACAGGGAAGUACAAGUAUGUUGUUGUUGUUCGUGACACGCUGUGACGUUUCUCUCCAAAUAAUGAUAGGACAUGCUCGAAAUCCGUUUCUCCACCAAUCACAUGUCUUGUAUACAGCGGUCUCUCCACCAAUCACGUGUCUUGUAUACAAGCGGUCUCUCCACCAAUCACGUGUCUUGUAUACAGGCGGUCUCUCCACCAAUCACGUGUCUUGUAUGCAAGCGGUCUCCACCAAUCACGUUUCUUGAGUACAAAUGGUCUGUACUCAAUAUGAUUUUGAGCUUUGCAGAGCGCCUGUUCUAUAUCAACAAAUUAGUUAUUCAUUGUAAACAUUUUCUUAUUGAUUAUUCAAAGUCCUUGUAUAUGUAAAGGACCUCAAUAAAAACGCUGUAUAUCAACGUCUUA
Nematostella vectensis (starlet sea anemone) is the source of this 4518-nucleotide messenger RNA. Its product is annotated as NACHT, LRR and PYD domains-containing protein 14. The record is from RefSeq and is a predicted model, not a curated record. Lineage: Eukaryota; Metazoa; Cnidaria; Anthozoa; Actiniaria; Edwardsiidae. The transcript has 6 exons. The coding region runs from base 262 to 3909 and encodes 1215 amino acids. Gene Ontology annotation, molecular function: protein binding.